This is a messenger RNA of Trichechus manatus latirostris (Florida manatee), 1973 nucleotides long. It is a transcript of the gene NPY1R, whose product is annotated as neuropeptide Y receptor Y1. The record is from RefSeq and is a predicted model, not a curated record. Gene Ontology annotation, molecular function: neuropeptide Y receptor activity; neuropeptide binding. The transcript has 2 exons. Gene Ontology annotation, biological process: G protein-coupled receptor signaling pathway. Gene Ontology annotation, cellular component: neuron projection; plasma membrane. Bases 472 to 1620 code for a protein of 382 amino acids. NCBI's taxonomy places the organism in Eukaryota, Metazoa, Chordata, Mammalia, Sirenia, Trichechidae.
UAUUAUACAUUUAUGUUCUUACAGUGUUUGGGAAUGUACUGAUACUGCUGUUUGUACAAGGCUACCUGCAUUUGAUUUUGGGGCCUUACUAACUUACAGACGCUCGGUUUUGCUGAAACUCAAUGUGUAAACGAGUCCAAUUAAAAACAGUAUGAAAUUUCUCUUUUUCUCACGUUUGCAGUGUUUCCGCUAUUUAUAAAAAGAUGUUUGUCCGGAUUGCAUUUUAUUUAUUUCAGCGUUUUCCCUUUAAAGAAUACGGUGAGUCAGAAUUCAUUUGGACUGCCUUCAAGAAAAUUAGUAAUGCAAUGGGUCAUUUUCUCUUUACAGAUGUUCAGUUCAAGAGGAUGCAGAGUUCAGAAUCAUUUUGGUAAACGGAUUCUGAUACGGAGAAUAAGAUGAAUAUUUGACCCGCUUUGAAGAAACGUAUUGUUCGUUUGUCUAAAGUAAUCUGUAACAACCAAACCAAUCAAAAUGAACUCGACAGUGUUUUCCCAGGUAGCAAAUCAUUCAGUGCAUUAUAAUUUUUCAGAGAAGAAUUCCCAGCUUUUAGCCUUUGAAAACGAUGACUGCCAUCUGCCCUUGGCCAUGAUAUUUACAUUAGCUCUUGCGUACGGGGCUGUGAUAAUCCUCGGGGUCUCUGGCAACCUGGCUUUGAUCGUAAUCAUCUUGAAACAGAAGGAGAUGAGAAACGUCACCAACAUCCUGAUUGUGAACCUCUCCUUCUCAGACUUGCUUGUGGCCAUCAUGUGUCUCCCCUUCACGUUUGUCUACACGUUGAUGGACCACUGGGUCUUUGGUGAGGCAAUGUGCAAGUUGAAUCCGUUUGUGCAGUGUGUUUCCAUCACUGUGUCCAUUUUCUCCCUGGUUCUCAUUGCUGUGGAACGACACCAGCUGAUAAUCCACCCCCGAGGGUGGCGGCCAAAUAAUAGACACGCUUAUUUAGGUAUUGCUGUCAUCUGGGUCAUUGCUAUGGCUUCUUCUCUGCCCUUCCUGAUCUACCAAGUCCUCACUGAUGAACCGUUCCAGAACGUAACACUCGCCGCGUUCAAGGACAAGUACGUGUGCUUCGAUAAAUUUCCCUCUGACUCUCACCGGCUGUCGUACACCACCCUGCUGUUGGCGCUCCAGUAUUUUGGCCCCCUCUGUUUUAUAUUUAUUUGCUACUUCAAGAUAUAUAUGCGCUUAAAAAGGAGAAACAAUAUGAUGGACAAGAUGAGAGAUAAUAAGUACAGGUCCAGUGAGACCAAAAGAAUCAACAUCAUGUUGCUGUCCAUUGUGGUGGCCUUUGCAGUCUGCUGGCUGCCCCUCACCGUCUUUAACACCGUGUUUGACUGGAAUCACCAGAUCAUUGCGACGUGCAACCAUAACCUCUUAUUCCUGCUCUGCCAUCUCACAGCAAUGAUUUCCACGUGUGUCAAUCCCAUCUUUUAUGGAUUCCUGAACAAAAACUUCCAGAGGGACUUGCAGUUCUUCUUUAACUUUUGUGAUUUCCGGUCUCGGGAUGAUGACUAUGAGACAGUUGCCAUGUCCACCAUUCACACAGAUGUUUCUAAGACUUCUUUGAAACAAGCGAGUCCAGUCGCAUUUAAAAAAAUCAGCAAUGAUAAUGCAAACGUCUGAAGCUGCUGGUAGCAUCUGGUUCCCGGUGACAUCUGCUGGAAAAGAAGCACAACCUGUAACAUACUUUUAUUACCUGUUCUCCCAAGGAACAGGGUUGAAAUCAUUUGGGAGAGACCAAGGAGUUUUUGUAUUGCUUUUUACUGCUUCUGUUGUAGUUGUCAUGACUGCAUUUGGAACAAAAUGUAUGCGCUUUGGAAUGUUCUGUCUAUGGUUUUGAUCACAUAUCUUUAGAUGCUUUUUUGCAAGCUUCUGCAUAUAGCAUAAAGGUUUCUAUACAGUAUGUAUUGUAAUGAAAAACUUUUAAGUAUUACUAUUAACUGACUUUAGAAGUAUUAGCCGUCUGACACUCUCAU